AUGCGCGAACAGCACGCGCACCGGACGCCUCGAGUCGCGAUAUCUGCCGGCGACUUCGUACGGGAGGAGAGGAUUCGUGGGCCAGUGAAGAGCGCCGAGAGAGAAGAGCCUUUUCCACUUAACCUGUCGGGUAAAUUCGUAAAUUUGGAGAAGCCCCCACUGCCCAGACAUUGCCGGAAAGAGGUCGAGGAGCGACCGCCGGGGAAGGCGCGCGGGGGUAAGUUAGCGCGUCGUGCGCGCUCCUUCAAGGAGGACUUCUUGGAGAAGCUCUCGCAGAUGCGGUCACCCGGGGGAGGUGGGGGCGGUAGUGCCGGCGGUACGCGGGCCGUCUCGCCCUCGUCGCCGAGGACACCUCGGGAGCCACUAGGAGCCGGCGCUGCGACUACCACCACCGCCGCCGUCUCCGCUGCUGGCGAGCAGCUCGACAAGAACCCGCUGCGCGACCUCCAUGUCCAUGUGCGCCAGGUGCAGCUGGCUCUCCUGCACUUUCGCGACGUCGUCUCCAAGAACAAGCUAGAGAUGCUUCCGGGCAACGGGACCGUCGUACUUGACACAGUCACCACCAUACACACCCUCCUCAAGUCGUAUCUGCUUUAUGAGAACAGCUCGACGCUCGGCUCGGCGACGAAUCAGGUUUAUCAGGCGCUGGCGCAGCUACUAAAGCUCUGCGACGAUGUGCUCCUGCACGGCGAUCAGUCCUCGGCACUCGACACGGCCAACGUCACCCACGUCAUUGGACUCGUCGAGGACGCCGUGAAGAAUCUCGUGGAGCUCGCGCAGGAAAAGAUCUCCAACAAGCAAAAGCCAGCAUUGCAGACCGCCAGCAAUAGGACAUCGGGCUACAGCUCCGAGUUGACGCCCCAACGCAGUUCCCUGCCGGACAUCCCGCUGACGCCGAGGGAGCGCCAGAUCCUCGAGCAGACCGCGGCCUCGAGCGCCCUCGUCAGGAGCUCCCACAGCUCCGAGUCCAUCCUCAGGGAUUCGAGUCCGCCGCCCCAGCCUCCGCUGCCCGAUAGGACACUCUGUCUUUCGGAGGACAAUAGCUCGUCGGGGACGACGCCCCCGCCACUGCCCCCGAAGAGGCGCACGCGCCACCAGCAGCAGCUCCACCAGGAGGAUCGGGAGUCGGAGACCGGCGCCUUGGCUACGUGCCUAGACCGGGUAUCCUUACGCAGUCGCUCGCCCGAGGACUCGUCCUCGCUGCUCAGCGCCUCUGCCGGGAGUCUCGACUCCGCGCUCAACCAUUCGCGCGACGAGGACGAGAUACGCGCCAUUAUGGGGCCAAACGACGAGUCCUUCGGCGACAGCAUGGACCUCAGCCUCAUGGCUACCAUUCAGGGAAUGCAAGUUAACGGGAGCUCGCACUGCGGCUGCUGGGACGGAUCGGAAACGAGUCUGCCGAGCACGAUGCUGUUGGGUCAGCAGACCUCCCAGGAAAUGCUCGGCCAGUUUACCGGCAUAGAGGCUAAAAUGGAACGCCUCUCGACGCAGACCCAGGAGUCCGGCUUCCUCUCCAUGCACUCGCAGCGCUCCUCCUCGCAGAGCUACACCGCGACGACGGCUAACCUCGUGUCGAAGCGCCUCUCCCAGCAGAGUAGCGUCAGCUACAACUCCCAGAACGUGCAAUCGUACUCCCAGCAGAGGCUUUCAUCCGCCAGCGAGGCCAACAGCAACGGCUCGACCACCGUAAGCCACAAGUCGACCACCACCACCAUGACCAGCUCCAGGAGCGUCCACAGUACCACCAACCUCGGCGCCGAGCCCUCCUUCAUGGAAACAUUGGUAAACGAGAUGGAGGCGCUGGCGAAUUCGGACGCCAACGGCGGAAUGCCACCGGCGUUGCCGGAAAAACGCUCGAAGCGCCGAAAAGAGCGGCUCCACUCGCAGUACGAUAAUGUGCCGGAGAACGAGCAUUUAUCGACGUGCAGUUUGCACGCGAGCAACGGCAACAGUCCCAUCGACAAUAAUAGGCCGCCCCCACUGCCGAUGAAGAAGAGACAUAUAAUGGCAUACAUGGAGAUGUUCGGCAAUUGCUCGCACAGUAAUAGCGACUUCAUCCCGGGCCUCGGUGCCAGGCACUCCGUAGCCGCUUACAAUUCCAUGCAAUCCGAAUGGCAACAGCACGAAAUGGCACUGACGACUACGCAGUCCUGCUCCUUCAUGACGCACACACUCACGAGCUUGCACGACGGUACCAGCCACGCGUUCACGAUGGUACCGACGAUAAGAGAAAUCGUAAACGAUUCCAGUGUACCCCCGGCAUUACCACCAAAGAGGUCGCGCUCCGUUAAGGCGAGCGCGACGCCGCCCCCAGUGUCCCCGAAGCCGGCGGCUCCCGGGAUGCAGAGUCCCCACGUCGGCAGCCUCGACCCCAUCAUCACGUCGACACCAGUCAAAGCCGAGGAACCCAUCUCCUACUCGCCACUUUCAUUCGACAAGAAGGAGAUCCUCAACGCUAACAACGUAUCACUGAAUAAUAAUCUCAAUUUGGACUCGUCGCCAAGAUCAUCGAGCAAAGCACCUUCCUGCAUAUCGAUCGACGAAAACUCCAUGGAAUUACGAGACGUCGAUCAAGAUGACAACAUGUUAGAUGAAUUAGAGAUAAAUAAGUAUUUGGUUUUUAAGAAGCCGGAGGAGGAUGGUCCAGACAUACGUGGCGGUCAUCCGGAUGCGUUAUUAAUUCACGCGACAAAAGCAAACAAACAUGAUUUCCUGUAUCAGGAAGCCUUCUUAACGACAUAUAGAACAUUCAUGUCACCGUUGGAGUUGAUAAAAAAAUUACACAGGCGGCAUCAGCGAUUCUCAUGUUCGUCAGAUGUAGUGAAGCAGCGAGCAGCUAGAGAAGCGUUUUCUCUGCUAGUUCGAGUUGUUAGCGAUUUGACGAUAUCCGAUCUCGACGACACCCUACUCCAGACCUUGAUGGAGUUCGUCCAGCAAUUAGUCUGCAGCGGCGACCUAACGAUGGCCAAGGCCCUGCGCGUCAAGAUCCUGGAAAAGCAUGCGUGCAAGCAGCUCCAGGCGGCGCAGCCGAUCCUCGCGUCCUUGAGCGUCUCGACCAAGCAAGCCUCGCUCUUGGACUUUAAAAGCGAGCAGAUAGCCGAACAGAUGACGCUUCUCGACGCCGAGCUCUUCAUGAAGAUCGAAAUACCGGAGGUGCUAAUCUGGGCCCAGGAACAAAAUGAGGAGCGCAGUCCGAAUCUCACCAGAUUCACCGAACACUUCAACAAGAUGUCGUACUGGGCACGAUCGAGAAUCUUGGAGCACAGGUUGGAGAACGAGGCAAAAGACAGAGAGAAAUACGUUGUGAAGUUCAUUAAAAUUAUGAAGCAUUUGAGGAAGAUCAACAAUUUUAAUAGCUACUUGGCACUAUUAUCGGCUUUGGAUAGUGCGCCCAUUAGAAGGUUGGAGUGGCAGAAACAUAUUACCGAAGGAUUGAAGGAGUAUUGUGCAUUAAUUGAUAGCUCGAGUAGUUUCCGAGCUUACCGACAGGCACUGGCUGAGACGCAGCCGCCGUGUAUUCCGUAUAUUGGUUUGGUUCUACAAGAUUUGACGUUUGUACAUAUCGGAAACAGUGAUCUGUUGCCUGACAAUAGCAUUAAUUUCUCGAAACGAUGGCAACAGUUUAACAUUGUAGAAAAUAUGAAGCGAUUUAAGAAAGGAACAUACAGUUUCAAGAAGAACGAACGCAUCAUUACUUUCUUCAACAACUUUAGCGAUUUUCUUUGCGAAGAAGCAAUGUGGCAGAUCUCGGAGAGCAUAAAGCCCCGUGGUGGCAAGAAACCACAGACUUAGAAUUAAACGACGGCCAACUCAUUAGCCUUUUACUUGACGAAUCCAAGAUUCUUACCCAAAUUGUAAAUUCUUUCCCUCGAUUGUAUCUU
Molecule: messenger RNA, 3881 nt
Organism: Ceratosolen solmsi marchali
Lineage: Eukaryota; Metazoa; Arthropoda; Insecta; Hymenoptera; Agaonidae
Gene: C3G
Product: C3G guanyl-nucleotide exchange factor
Exons: 16
Coding region: 1-3792 (1263 amino acids)
Biological process (GO): Ras protein signal transduction
Cellular component (GO): plasma membrane
Molecular function (GO): guanyl-nucleotide exchange factor activity
Source: RefSeq, a predicted model, not a curated record